Vigna unguiculata (cowpea) is the source of this 629-nucleotide messenger RNA. Its product is annotated as glycine-rich protein. Gene Ontology annotation, cellular component: Golgi apparatus; endoplasmic reticulum membrane. Gene Ontology annotation, biological process: endoplasmic reticulum calcium ion homeostasis; calcium ion transport. The record is from RefSeq and is a predicted model, not a curated record. Lineage: Eukaryota; Viridiplantae; Streptophyta; Magnoliopsida; Fabales; Fabaceae.
UAAUAUACCAGUAAUAAACCGUAAGAUCAAAUUGGAACCCAAUUUUCCUUUUCCGUUCAACUGCAUCGAUAUUCUCCAUGGCUUACGUUGAGCGAGGUGUUGUGAAAUCAAAGCGGUCAAUAUGGCGGCUUAAUACAAUCACAGAUUUCUUAUGGGCCAUUAUUAACUUCAUUGGCGUGUUUUUUACAACAAUGUUCUCGAUGGAAAAAUCAGAUGCCUAUAGAAAAGGUGCUGUUGGUAAAAAAUGGGAUGGUGGUGCUCCUGGAGGAGGCCCUGGUGGCGGUGGUGGUGGCGGACCAUAUGGUGGUGGUCCAGGAGGCCCUCGUGGGGGUCUUGACAAUGUCCGUGGUCUAGAUAGUAUAAGGGGACGUGAUCAUAAUUCACUUCCUGCCUGUGGCUCCUGCUGUGGUUAAGUGUUAGAGAUCCAUUUUGUCUAUAUAUGCCUUGUAUGUUACUGUUGGUAUCUGAUGUUGAACUGGUGUAAUAUGUAAAAAUCGAUAAGAGUUUCAAGCUUUAUAUUUGGGCAUAGGCCAAAAUAACAGAGUUGUACUUUAUUGUUGAAUGUUAAUAGUUUUCAUAUGACCGACCAAUGACUAGAAACAUAUAUACCUUUGCAGAACUUUUCUUAA